Molecule: messenger RNA, 2315 nt
Organism: Rana temporaria (common frog)
Lineage: Eukaryota; Metazoa; Chordata; Amphibia; Anura; Ranidae
Gene: PPARG
Product: peroxisome proliferator activated receptor gamma
Exons: 8
Coding region: 408-1853 (481 amino acids)
Biological process (GO): negative regulation of transcription by RNA polymerase II; positive regulation of transcription by RNA polymerase II; regulation of lipid metabolic process
Cellular component (GO): nucleus
Molecular function (GO): RNA polymerase II cis-regulatory region sequence-specific DNA binding; zinc ion binding; nuclear receptor activity
Source: RefSeq, a predicted model, not a curated record
GGAGGAGAGAGGGAGGAUCUGAGGAGGGAGAGGGCAGUGACAAGUCUCCUGACACAACAUUACAGACAUGAGAUGAGACACAGAGAGACUUGAGAGGUCUCACUUCCAUCUGACAGCUGCCACUGCAGCUUUAAAGGGACAUUAUCACCCCAAAAGCCUGGGUCCUCCUUCCAGCAGCCUAUGGCACAUCACUGAGAGCUGCAAGCCUGACUACUUCUCAUCAUACUGUGCAGGGUUGGGAGAAGACCUGUAGGUGUUAUUCAACUGCAACAGAGAAAAACCAGGUCCCCUUCCCUUCAAGAAUCUCAAAGUUGGAUGGACAGAGGUAAAAACUGCCAAAGGAUUUGCCUGGAGUUCAACUUUAAACUAUAAUACCGUGUUGGACCAGGUUGGAAACCACAUCAACCAUGGUGGACACAGAAAUGCCAUUUUGGAGCAUGAAUUUUGGGAUGAACACAAUGGACUUGUCCUGCAUUGACGACCACUCCCAGGGCUUUGACAUUAAGCCAUUUGGCACAGUGGAUUUUACAAGUAUCUCCGCUCCCCACUAUGAAGACAUUCUAGAAGAUAAACCAUUGCUGUGUCGAAAUGACCAGAUGGACACUGAUUAUAAGUAUGACCUGAAACUCCAAGACUGCCAAAACAUAAUCAAAUUGGAGCCCCCCUCUCCGCCUUACUACUCAGACAAGACUCAGUCAUUCAGUAAACCACCAGAUGAAACUUCCAAUUCCUACAUUGCCAUAGAAUGUCGAGUUUGUGGAGACAAGGCCUCAGGGUUCCAUUAUGGUGUCCAUGCAUGUGAAGGCUGUAAGGGAUUCUUCAGGAGAACAAUCAGGUUGAAGUUAAUUUAUGAACGAUGUGAACUCAAUUGUCGCAUUCACAAAAAAAGUCGCAACAAAUGUCAGUACUGCAGGUUUCAGAAAUGUCUGGCUGUUGGGAUGUCUCAUAAUGCUAUCAGGUUUGGACGGAUGCCUCAGGCUGAGAAGGAGAAGCUCUUGGCCGAGAUUUCCAGUGACAUCGACCAGCUGAAUCCGGAGUGCGCCGAUCAACGGGUUUUGGCCAAGCACUUGUAUGACUCAUAUCUCAAGUCCUUCCCUUUAACAAAAGCCAAGGCAAGGGCCAUCUUGACAGGAAGGGCAACGGACAAAUCACCUGUGGUAAUCUACGAUAUGAAUUCUCUUAUGAUGGGAGAGGAUCAAAUCAAGUACCAAUACUCCCUGUCGCCCUAUAUGGAGCAAAACAAGGAAGUUGCCAUUCGCAUUUUUCAGAGGUGUCAGUCUCGUUCUGUGGAAGCUGUGCGAGAGAUCACUGAAUUUGCCAAAAACAUCCCGGGAUUUGUCAGCCUGGACCUGAACGACCAAGUAACUCUCUUGAAGUAUGGUGUCCAUGAGAUCAUAUUUACAAUGCUGGCAUCUCUCAUGAAUAAAGAUGGUGUUCUCAUUGCUGAUGGACAAGGCUUCAUGACUCGGGAGUUUCUCAAGAGUUUAAGGAAACCCUUUUCUGGGUUUAUGGAACCCAAGUUUGAAUUUGCCAUUAGGUUUAAUGCACUAGAACUGGACGACAGCGAUCUAGCCAUCUUCAUAGCUGUCAUCAUACUUAGUGGAGAUCGUCCCGGAUUGUUAAAUGUGAAGCCCAUAGAAGACAUUCAGGACACAAUGCUACAAGCGUUGGAGCUACAGCUUAAGAUAAACCACCCAGACUCCUCCCAGCUCUUUGCUAAACUUCUCCAAAAGAUGACGGACCUUAGACAAGUGGUGACAGAGCAUGUUCAGCAUUUGCAGGUUAUAAGGAAAACGGAGGCCGAGAUGAGCCUUCAUCCACUAUUGCAAGAAAUCUAUAAGGAUUUGUACUGAACAUCUGACAAUACCUUCAUUACUUCAUUCAGCGAUCAUCGCAAUGGCUCUACAAGAUGUUGUGUAGAUUCUUCACUCACACUUAUUCUAGAGCUAAGAGACCUUGUAGAAAUAUGAUUAACAUCUAAAGCGAGCAACAAGAUCCUCCAUGGAAUCAACCUUCGAAUCUGCAAGAGAAGCACAAGGACUUGUGAUGACCUCCUUCUUCUACAAGAGAUCUACAAAGACUUGUGCCAACCCACAUCUACAAGAGACCUGCCAGUACCUGUACGGAACUAAACUUUUUUUCUAAUUAUGUAUUUUUACAAUUUGCACUAUUUUUAUGAGGGAAAACAGUAAAAACAUUACUGUGACAAAGCCUUAAAAGACACAAAGCUUUCAUAUAACUGGUCUAUUUUAUGCAACUGGUUUAUAAAACAAAUGUACAAUUACCUUUUAAUAUUAAAAUGUGUUAUAAAAGGA